AUGAGGCCAGAUCCGGACUCGCACAGUACCACUCGCUCUUUCACCCGCUUUUCUCUACUUCCUCACGACUUACGUGUCGAUAUCUGGAAAAUCGUUACAGUGCAACCUCGGAACCUUGACAUCUGGCCUCUCCGGGUGGGGACCUUCAAUUAUGAUCGAGAAAUAGAGGGGCAAGCUAGAUAUGCGACAUGGCGAUAUUUCACAACGCAGCCGAUUCCGGCAGUUCUUCACACGACACGAGAAUCAAGAGAGAUUGGCUUGAAACAUUACUCCCUUAAUUUUAGAUCCUCAAGCCUUCAAGAUGAGCGUUACGGACUCAAGGUCACCAUACCUCCAAGCAUCUAUUUCAACGUGAGAUAUGAUCGCGUUUUCCUGAUGGGCGGCGUCAAUUCAGACGAUGGUGGAGGGGUUGGUUGGAGUUCUACAGUAGCAGAGACCCUGAAAAGACGCGACCGUGAAUUUGCUCAGCAGGUUUUUAAUAUUCCUGGCAUCACGGUUGCCACAGACGUCAGCACUUUCUACCUGGGUGCUCUGCGUGGGAUAUCCUCAGAGCUUAUCUUGCAGAAGCUGGACAAACAGAAAGAAGUCCUUUUCUUCUCCUGCGUUCGUGAUGUCAUCGAUGAAGUCCACGCCUCAUCUCAUCCUGCUGUCCUCGAUUGUGUCGAGCUUGAGGACAGUGCCAUAGGCGGGGAUCUAACACUUCUGAGCGUUUUGAAAGAAAGGCUCCCUGAAUUUCUGGACGAGGAAAGACAAAGAUGUUCCACCAUUGCCGGGAUCGGAGACGGCCAAACAGAUUCACAGCCCUGGGUUGGGCCAAGCGUCAAGUGGGUGACUCUGAUGGUCAACGGAGCAAAGGUUGGACUACAGUAG
This is a messenger RNA of Mollisia scopiformis, 870 nucleotides long. RefSeq lists its product as uncharacterized. The record is from RefSeq and is a predicted model, not a curated record. The coding region runs from base 1 to 870 and encodes 289 amino acids. The transcript has a single exon. Lineage: Eukaryota; Fungi; Ascomycota; Leotiomycetes; Helotiales; Mollisiaceae.